AUGAGUAAACAGGGGACUAUGGUCCUGGGGCCUAGGCCAACUAAGGCCUGUGUGAAUUGUCGGCGACUGAAGAUGAAAUGUGAGGUGUUGGGGAAUCCUCCCUGUCGUCGAUGCCGACAUACACGUACACCGUGUGUUUUUAAACCUCGUGCCAAUGCCUCUGCUAUCCAUGAUUUACUCGAUGAACAACAUUCAAGUUUACUCAAUACAAGCCCGUCGUUGCAUGACCAGCAGUCUAUAUUGGAUCGAUUAGAUCGGAUCGAAGCUGCCCUAGGAAUUGGUCAGGGUGAUUUAGAAUCCUCUAGUAUUUCUCAAUAUUUGGACAGGGACGAAGACAAUGGAAAUAUACCAUUGCAAGAAGCUUGGAGAUCUGUUGCUCAUUUAAGAUCAAUUACCCGACCUGAACAGGAUGAGAGUAUUUGGUCUCGACCCGUUAUUAAACGACUUUGGACCUCAUUUAUGGAUAAUUUACCACUGCUGCAUUUCCUAAAAGACCGCGAUGUAUUUGCUUCUCCAACUCCAUUACUACUGGCUUCUGUUCUUUACAUCUCUGCCCUUCAUCAUCCAUCUCCAGAGAUGGGAUCGUUAGCAUCGGCCUAUUUUACUGCAAAUUGUUGCGCAAUCGCCGAACUGGUGUCACCUAGCCCAACUGCCUUUCUUACACUAAGAACAGAAAGCAGCGCAGAAAUUGAACAAUAUUUGCCGCCGUUCAAAAAGCAGCAAAAAGCCUUCCAUAAUAUUCUUGGUUUGAUUAUGGCAAGUCUAAGCUCCGAGGCCUAUGUUGAUACGACAGGUUCAUGGAUUGCAAUGGGUUACCGAAUGUGGCUCGAUCACUGUGAAUAUGAACCAGAAGACUCCAGGAUAGAUUGGCCUAGCCUUUUUUCCGGUCUGCAGGUCAUUGACAUUGAACAUGCAUCGUUACACAUGUCUUAUCCUCUACUCCCACCACAUCCACCAACACUUGACAUCCAGGGCCUAGCCAGUCACCGGAGAACCGCGUUUGAAGGCCUCGCGGAAAUGAUGCACUUUGGUCUAAGCCACUUUGUCGGUAGAGGACUGCCGACAAUAUGGUCUUCAAUGAAUGCAGAUAUCUCUAAUAGUAUUCCCACCGUUCGCAGCCCAUUUACUGAGAAAGACUCUCAUAUAAUUAGACUAUGGGCUCGAAAGCUUGAUGACUGGCUUGUCCAGUAUAAUGGAGCAUCUCAACCAUCACCAUCAGACCGACAGGGUAUUUUGAUCUUGUUACAGUAUCAUCUGCAUAAACUUUACGUUCUGUCUAUUUAUCAUCCUGCUCGUGGACUGGAUCUUAGCUCCGCAAAUAUCAGUCCUGUUGAAAGACACGAGCUCCUCGUAUCGGCGCGGGCAGUGUUAAGAUUACGCCAAGAUGAUGCCAGCAUUUGGUCCAAUUGGGAUCUGAUUAUGAUCACAUGGGCUGCGAUAUUGCUUCUUCGUGGGGUGGAAGAUGGCAUGACGCACCAAGACGAUCUCCAUCUCAUUCAAGCCCACCUCCAGAGUCUUGAACGGAGCUAUCAGUCUGCGGCAAGUAUACACACAGUUUUAUUCCAGCGCCUCGAAUCCAGCAUGCAAGCAAUGCAUACCCCUCCAGAUACAAGCUCUGCAUUGGCAAUCCCGGGCCCUGAAACAGAUGAUCCCUGGACAAUCUUCGAUCAUGAAAUAAUGUCCUUGGCGAACCCUCCCUGGCUGUUUCAAAACUCUACUCAGUUUCCUCAGAGUUCAAAGUCAUUGGGCCAGGUGCCAGUAGGGAUACCUGCUGUUUCAUAUGACUCCAGUUUGCUGGGAAAUAGUACUCAGAUCUUCGGAUCAAGUACAGCCUGGAAUGAAGACGAGUAA
Messenger RNA from Penicillium malachiteum, 1851 nucleotides. RefSeq lists its product as uncharacterized. Gene Ontology annotation, cellular component: nucleus. Gene Ontology annotation, biological process: regulation of DNA-templated transcription. The transcript has 9 exons. Lineage: Eukaryota; Fungi; Ascomycota; Eurotiomycetes; Eurotiales; Aspergillaceae. Gene Ontology annotation, molecular function: zinc ion binding; DNA-binding transcription factor activity, RNA polymerase II-specific. Bases 1 to 1851 code for a protein of 616 amino acids. The record is from RefSeq and is a predicted model, not a curated record.